Cyprinus carpio (common carp) is the source of this 1502-nucleotide messenger RNA. RefSeq names its product dedicator of cytokinesis protein 4-like. NCBI's taxonomy places the organism in Eukaryota, Metazoa, Chordata, Actinopteri, Cypriniformes, Cyprinidae. Gene Ontology annotation, molecular function: small GTPase binding; guanyl-nucleotide exchange factor activity. The coding region runs from base 159 to 1502 and encodes 447 amino acids. The transcript is spliced from 14 exons. Gene Ontology annotation, cellular component: plasma membrane; cytoplasm. The record is from RefSeq and is a predicted model, not a curated record. Gene Ontology annotation, biological process: small GTPase-mediated signal transduction; cell chemotaxis.
GCGCGCCGCCGCGUUCCCAGCUCGUGCAGCGCAGUUGAUCGCUCGAGCGGUCUGAACAAUGACUGCCCGAGAGGAAGAUGUGAAUCUGGACGAAUGAGUGAUUUAACACCAGCACUGCACAGCGCGCUGUUUUGUACGCUUUUUUCUCAACAAACCCCAUGAAUAUGUGGAUUCCCACGGAACACGAGAAAUACGGAGUCGUGCUGGCCAGUUUUCGAGGAACGGUGCAGCAUGGCUUGCCUCUGGAGAUCGGAGACACGGUGCAGAUCCUGGAGAAAUGGGAAGGUUGGUACAGAGGAUUCGUCCUCAAGAACCCGAAUGCCAAGGGCAUUUUCCCAUGCAGCCACAUCCAUCUGAAGAAUGCUCAUAUCAAGAAUAAAGGGCAGUUUGAGAUGGUAGUGCCGACCGAAGACUCUGUCAUUACGGAGAUGACGUCCACCCUGAGGGACUGGGGUGCCAUGUGGAAGCAGCUCUUUGUGAAAAAUGAAGGAGAUCUGUUUCACAGACUGUGGCACGUGAUGAAUGAGAUUUUGGACCUCAGACGGCAGGUACUGGUGGGUCACCUGACCCACGACCGCAUGAGGGACGUCAAACAGCACAUCACGGCACGUCUGGACUGGGGCAAUGAGCAGCUGGGUUUGGACCUGGUCCCCAGGAGGGAGUUCAGCAUGGUGGACCCGGAUGAAAUCAGCAUCACCGAGCUCUACCGGCUGAUGGAGAAUCGGCAACGGAAGAAAGAAACUCCAACUCCUGUCAGCACACAUCACCUGUUUGUCCAUUUGAAGAGUCUGAUGAGCUCAAACCUGGGUGAAGAACUGGAGGUCUUCUUCUUCAUCUAUGAUAGUCGAGAGAACAAACCGCUCAGUGAAAGGUUCUUUGUUAAACUCAGUAAAAACGGUCUGCCCAAGUUUCCAGAGAAGACUGAAAGACAAUGCACACUUUUUGUGGAUCUGGGCAGCGGUGACCUGAGAAAAGAUGUGUAUAUUGUUGUACACAUCAUUAGGAUUGGGAGGAUGGGUGCAGGAGAGAAGAAGAACACGUGUAAUGUGCAGUACAGACGUCCAUUCGGCUGUGCUGUGGUCAGCAUCGCUGAUCUUCUCACUGCUGACUCUAAAGAUGACCACCUGCUGAAGGUCUAUGCUUGCAACACAGAAAGCGACUGGAGUCAAAUACACGACAACAUCAUUAAGAAAGUCAACUCCAGAUACAACCUCUCAGGCUCCAACACAGGUCUGGCGGUGGCGCUUCAGUUACUACACGGCGACAUCGAACAGCUGCGGGGGAGAGAAUACAUGGUGCUUUUUACAAGAGGAGUGUCCAUCACUAAAAAACUGGGCUUCUCUGAUGUCAUCAUGCCAGGUGUAUUCCAAAAUGAUCUCUACAUAACACUGGAAAGGGGCGAGUUCGAGAAGGGAGUGAAGAGCGUGGCGAGGGAAGGUUCGUUGAAGUCACAGUCUACCGCGCUUGGACGCCGAUGGACAGAUCCUGCAAGGAUUUUUUAG